GCCCGCGUCUGCGCAUUUCCGCGUUUGCUUCUCGCCCGAUCCAGUCCGCCGUCGAGAUGGCUCUGCUCUUCCGAGGCUCCCGCGCCAGCCGCGCGGCACUUACGAGCGCAUCACGUCUGGCCAGCAGAUUUGGCCACGAGCGAUCCGCUGCUCGCUGCAUGAGCACACAACCGGCCCGUGCCGCACUGCUGUCCAGCGACCUGGCCACGGCCUCCACGAACGCCAAGCCGCCGCCUGAGCUGCAGCGUCUGCAGCUUAACGCGGCCAUACUGACGCAGCUGCAGACUCAGAUCCAGAGCCUUGGAAACGCCCCCGGCAGUCAACGCGACGCGUUCUACGUCGUGGACACGGCCGCUGUCGAGGAUCGCUUCAAGCUCUGGAACCAGUACCUGCCCGAGGUUCGGCCAUACUACGCCGUCAAGUGCAACCCGGAUCCGGCCCUUAUUGAAGGUCUGGCCCGCCUCGGAGCAGGAUUCGACUGCGCCAGCCAGACGGAGAUCAGCUCCGUGCUUGGCAACGGCGUCUCUGCUAGCGACAUUAUCUAUGCCAAUCCGUGCAAGCAAGGCUCCCAGAUUACCUACGCGCACGCAAAUGGCGUCGAUAUGAUGACGUUCGACUCGCAGGAGGAGCUUACUAAGAUCCACAGUAUCAACCCCAGCGCGAAGCUCGUGCUUCGUCUCUACGUGGACGACUCGAACUCCAUCUGCCGUCUCGGCACAAAGUUUGGCGCCAUGGUGCACGAUGUCCCGGACAUCUUGAACCACGCCAAGGCUCUAAAUCUCGACGUCGUGGGCGUCAGCUUCCACGUCGGGAGUGGCUGCUUCAAUGUCGAGGCCUAUUCGGACGCCGUGGCUCUCGCCCGCAAGGUGUUCGACAUUGGCCACUCACAAGGCUUCAACUUUAGCCUGCUAGACAUCGGUGGUGGGUUCCCCGGUACGGAAAAUGCCCCGAUCCGGUUCGAAGACUGCGCUCUUGAACUCAAAAAGUCGCUGGCCGUCCACUUCCCACGGAGUAGCAAUGUUAAAGUUAUCUCGGAGCCUGGCCGCUUCUUCGCCGCGUCCACCCACACACUGGCCGUCAACGUGAUCGGUCGUAAGGUGGCGCCCACUUUUGACAUCCCCGGUCAGCCGCCCGUGCUCGCCAGCGCUGCGGGACCAACACCCAACUAUAUGUAUUUUGUGAACGAUGGACUGUACGCCUCGUUCAACUGCAUGGUUUACGACCACCCGUCGAUCCAGCCUGUCAUCAUGUCGGAUACCGCCUCGCCAAGCGCCACCCAGAUGUUUAAGGCUAGUCUCUGGGGCCCGACGUGUGACGGCAUGGACUGCAUCAUGAAGGAAGUGGAGAUGCCGUUGAUGGACAUCGGGCAGUGGAUCCUGUUCCCGAGUAUGGGCGCCUACACGUGCGCUGCCGGCUCGGACUUUAACGGAUUCCAGCGCCCACAGAAAAUCUACUUCGACUCGAACUUCGUGGCGGACGACCAGCAGCAGUUUGUGCACUAG
Messenger RNA from Phytophthora infestans T30-4, 1502 nucleotides. Its product is annotated as ornithine decarboxylase 1. NCBI's taxonomy places the organism in Eukaryota, Oomycota, Peronosporomycetes, Peronosporales, Peronosporaceae. Gene Ontology annotation, molecular function: ornithine decarboxylase activity. The transcript has a single exon. The coding region runs from base 57 to 1502 and encodes 481 amino acids. Gene Ontology annotation, cellular component: cytoplasm. The record is from RefSeq and is a predicted model, not a curated record.